Messenger RNA from Ochotona princeps (American pika), 1244 nucleotides. RefSeq names its product ubiquitin conjugating enzyme E2 J1 (gene UBE2J1). The coding region runs from base 209 to 1168 and encodes 319 amino acids. The record is from RefSeq and is a predicted model, not a curated record. The transcript is spliced from 8 exons. Lineage: Eukaryota; Metazoa; Chordata; Mammalia; Lagomorpha; Ochotonidae.
CGGAGGAGGCGGCGCCUUCGCGAAGCCCGCGCCUCGCCCGCCUCGCUCGCGCCCUCACCACCCCGCCUGCAGUCCGGGCUGGGCUGGGCAGCGUCUGCGGAGCUUCCCGGGAGCCGGGCCCAUUCGGCCAGAGCCGCGCUGAGACCCGGACGGCGGUGGAGCGGAGAGAAGGUGGCAGCGAGCCGGGAGGCCGGGCCAGCGCCCUGCCAUGGAGACCCGCUACAACCUGAAGAGUCCGGCUGUGAAACGAUUAAUGAAAGAAGCAGCAGAACUAAAAGAUCCAACAGAUCAUUACCACGCACAGCCCUUGGAGGACAACCUUUUCGAAUGGCACUUCACAGUCCGAGGGCCUCCAGAUUCUGAUUUUGACGGAGGAGUUUAUCAUGGACGAAUUGUGCUGCCGCCAGAGUAUCCCAUGAAACCUCCGAGUAUUAUUCUCCUAACGGCUAAUGGACGAUUUGAAGUGGGCAAGAAGAUUUGUUUGAGCAUCUCAGGACACCAUCCUGAAACCUGGCAGCCCUCUUGGAGCAUAAGGACAGCGUUACUAGCCAUCAUUGGGUUUAUGCCAACAAAGGGAGAGGGAGCCAUAGGUUCUCUAGACUACACGCCUGAGGAAAGACGAGCACUUGCCAAAAAAUCACAAGAUUUCUGUUGCGAAGGAUGUGGCUCUGCCAUGAAGGAUGUCCUGUUGCCUUUAAAAUCUGGAAGCGAUUCAAGCCAAGCUGACCAAGAAGCCAAGGAAUUGGCUAGACAGAUCAGUUUUAAGGCGGAAGUCAAUUCAGCAGGAAGGACUCUCGCUGAGGAUUCCGACCUAAACCACUCUCUGUCACUGAAUGGUUUACAGGAUGACGUACCUCCAGCAUUCCAGGGUGCUGCAGCCAGCACAUCGCUUGGAGUCCAGAAUCCCGUGGCGGCGUCCGCCCCACAGCCCGCACAGCCUGCAGCCAGGAGCGCGUCCUUGAGUCCCCGCCAGCGCCGGGCCCAGCAGCAGAGCCAGAGAAGGCCGUCCUCCUCCCCCGACGCCAUCCCCGGCCCGCAGCCCAGAGUCAACCACACUGACCACGGCGGCUCAGCUGUGCUCAUUGUCAUCCUGACUUUGGCAUUGGCAGCUCUUAUAUUCCGUCGAAUAUAUCUGGCCAAUGAGUACAUAUUUGACUUUGAGUUAUAAUAUUGUUUUGUGACUUCAGAGCUGUGACUCACUCAACUGCUUCAUUAAACAUUCUGCAUUGGGUAUAAUCUAAGAA